Onychostoma macrolepis is the source of this 1150-nucleotide messenger RNA. It is a transcript of the gene gp1bb, whose product is annotated as glycoprotein Ib platelet subunit beta. Lineage: Eukaryota; Metazoa; Chordata; Actinopteri; Cypriniformes; Cyprinidae. The record is from RefSeq and is a predicted model, not a curated record. Bases 113 to 751 code for a protein of 212 amino acids. The transcript is spliced from 3 exons.
GCGUGUGUGUUUAAGGUAGUUUUAUCAGUGUGACCCAGCUGUGUUUGAUGCUGCAGUCUUAACGCUCCUUCAGACUGAUACUGACACACAGACACGCUGUGUGUGUGCUGGCAUGCGGUGUGUUGCGCUCAUGUUGAAGGUGGUGCUGUCAGUGCUGGGCAGUGAGAUGAUCGUGGCUCAGCUCUGGUGUCCGGAGGUGUGCUCCUGCACGGGCGGUGUGGUGGACUGCAGUAAACGCGGCCUCACCACGGCCAGCCUGCCCUCGUCCUUCCCUCCACACACCACCACACUCCAGCUGAACGACAACCACCUGACGGCUCUGCCCCCCGGCCUGCUGGACUCGCUGCCCACCCUGCACCGGGCCGCUCUCCACGGAAACCCGUGGUCAUGUGACUGCGGCAUCCUUUAUCUGAGAGGAUGGCUGCUGAAACAGAGCAACCCCGCUUCCAUACAGAACGUCAGCUGCAGUUCUCCUGCUCACCUGCGGGGGCGCCUGCUCGUGUAUCUGUCCGAGCAGGAGCUGCUGGAUUCUUGUCGUUACUGGAUGUGUAAUCUGGCUCUGGCCUCUCAGAUCAGCCUCUUCAUCUUCAUCACUGUGCAGGUGCUCCUGCUGGCCGCUGUCAUCCUCUUCCUCCGGCGGUUUGAGCUGCUCAGCCGAGAGGCGCGGCGCACGGCAGCGGAGAGCUUGACGGCGGAGGACGGCGCGACGCAGAGUAAUGAAUACGUCUCGUUGAAAGACAGGAGCCUCUAGGAGCCACCAGAGCAAAACAAACGACUGUGUUCAGUUUCAGUGUAAUCAUUUUGCACAGUUCAUUUUUAUUUAUCAUAUUCAAAUUUCCUUUUAAAUUGAUCUGCUUUUUUGCAUAGCUACAUUUUCCAGGCAUGCAAUAAAAAUGCUUCAUGCAGUUUAGACAAUCAAAUGUAAUGUUCACUGUAAAAAUCACCCUAACUGGGGAAAAUAAGGAAUAAAUCCAUUUGUUUCCUACUUUCUGUGUAAAAAAAAAAAAAAAAAACUCUUUUUGUAAACUUGAUCCAAUGGUCACAUUGGUGCAUAUUUACAGGUGCAUGUGUAUGUGUUCUUGUUAUUCAUAUCCUUUUCUUUUUAUUGCUUCAAUAAAAUAGUUUUGUUUUAAAACAAAGCGCAAUAUUC